Cuscuta campestris is the source of this 976-nucleotide messenger RNA. NCBI's taxonomy places the organism in Eukaryota, Viridiplantae, Streptophyta, Magnoliopsida, Solanales, Convolvulaceae. The record is from the annotation of a GenBank genome assembly.
AGUAGUUCGUGGUUAAUUACGAGAUGCAUGAACUUGAUAAACCACUGCUAGAACUUUUGAAGAUGCUGCAAACUGCUGAAGAGAGCUUGACGAAAGGAAAGGGGAAUUGUGUCCUUCUAGUUCAAGGAGGAAAAGGCAAGAAGAAGUUCAAAAAGGCAAAGAAGAAUGGGCCUAAAGGAAAGGGUAACACCGAGCCAAAGUCCAAUUCUUCCAAGCUCAACCUAAAGGUGGAGUGGCUAAAGAUACCAUUUGUCAUCACUGUGGUGAAGUUGGCCACUGGAAGAGGAAUUUCAAACAGUAUUUGGCAACCAAGAAAAGGGGUGAAGCUUCUGCUUCAGGAACUGAAGAGAAGUAGUAGGAAUGUUGAUCUUGAAGAUGCAAGGGAUAUUGGCUUCCCAUUGAUGUUUGGGACUUACCCAUCGCUGAUUCACUCCUCAGCUUUUGCUGAGCGUGUAGUUGUUUUUGCUACACGCAGAAUGGGUCAAGCACCAGGCAACGAUAGACAGGCUGUCCCGCAUGGGGAGCCUGAGCACAUGAGUACCAUCAUUACCGGAAGCGUGUCAAGCGUUGACUCCAGUCGAACCUUCGUGCUCGGUAAGAGACGAAAGAACAAGAGGCAAAGUUACGAAUCAAAAGAGCGCUACCAACGUGCACACCGCAAGGCUCGGAUAGCAAAGCUAAGAAUCUGGAAGCGCCGAAAGGCAGCAUGGGAAAGAGAUGAUCCAGAGGAAACGCUCAGUGUGGACUCUGCUAAUAGUAUCUGCGGCUCAGGUGGGGAUAAUCCUCCAGUGGACUCAGCCCGACCAGACGAGUGGGAGUGGGUUGCCUGCUAACUGAUGACAUAGUCAAAGCCGUAAUCGAUGCAACAUUUUGUCCCACCUAUCUAAACCAAAUAUGUUUCUUGAAUGAAUUCGUCAAUUGGUCUCUAAUUUAUUAUGCAAACGUAUGCUUCACAAAAUAAAGUUUUGGGUAACCC